Messenger RNA from Habropoda laboriosa, 784 nucleotides. RefSeq names its product 40S ribosomal protein S6 (gene RpS6). The transcript is spliced from 5 exons. Gene Ontology annotation, cellular component: ribosome. Gene Ontology annotation, biological process: translation. NCBI's taxonomy places the organism in Eukaryota, Metazoa, Arthropoda, Insecta, Hymenoptera, Apidae. The record is from RefSeq and is a predicted model, not a curated record. Gene Ontology annotation, molecular function: structural constituent of ribosome. The coding region runs from base 26 to 781 and encodes 251 amino acids.
GUGGCACUGUUUGAUACUUGUCACAAUGAAGCUAAACGUAUCAUAUCCUGCAACAGGAUGUCAAAAAUUGUUUGAAAUCUCAGAUGAACAUAAGCUUAGAAUUUUCAAUGAAAAGCGCAUGGGUGCUGAAGUAGAGGCUGAUGCUUUAGGUGAUGAAUGGAAGGGAUAUGUUGUUCGCAUUUCUGGUGGCAAUGAUAAACAAGGAUUCCCUAUGAAACAGGGUGUCCUAACUAAUGGGCGUGUACGUUUGUUGCUAUCAAAAGGACAUUCAUGCUACAGACCUAGGCGUGAUGGUGAACGUAAACGUAAAUCUGUCCGUGGGUGCAUUGUUGAUGCUAAUCUUUCAGUGCUUGCUCUUGUCAUUGUUAAGAAGGGAGAAAAGGAUAUUCCAGAUUUAACUGACAAAGAUGUACCAAGACGUUUGGGACCUAAGAGAGCAAGCAAAAUUCGUAAACUCUUUAAUUUAAGUAAGGAUGAUGAUGUACGUCGGUUUGUUGUAAAGCGACCAAUACAAAAAGAAGGCAAGAAACAGCGCACUAAAGCUCCUAAAAUUCAACGUCUCAUUACCCCAGUUACUCUACAGAGGGCGCGACAUAGAUUGGCUUUAAAGAGAAGGCGUAGCUUGGCCCGCAAGCAACAAGCCGCUGAAUAUGCAAAAUUAUUAGCACAGAGACAAAAGGAAGCAAAGAACAGACGCCAAGAAGAAUUGAAACGAAGGCGCAGCGCUUCUAUGCGAGAUUCUAAAUCAUCCAGUCAGUCAGCACCCACCACUCAAAAGUAAAAU